Messenger RNA from Vanrija pseudolonga, 3345 nucleotides. RefSeq names its product mRNA export factor elf1 (gene elf1). Gene Ontology annotation, molecular function: ATP binding; ATP hydrolysis activity. The transcript has a single exon. The coding region runs from base 1 to 3345 and encodes 1114 amino acids. The record is from RefSeq and is a predicted model, not a curated record. NCBI's taxonomy places the organism in Eukaryota, Fungi, Basidiomycota, Tremellomycetes, Trichosporonales, Trichosporonaceae.
AUGCCCGUCGCCAUGCCCGCCGCGGCAACCCCCCUCCCAUUCUCGCCCCUCGUUGACGAAUUUGUCAAGCUCGCCGCCGCCCCUUCCAAUGUCGAGGCCAAGGCUCAGGCGGACGCCAUCGCGCUCCAGCUGAAGAAGGCGCCCCGCACCAUUGAUGCCAUUGAGAAGGGCAAGGUCGUUGACGUCGUCCUCAUCUGGGCCGGCUCAAAGUCUGGCUUUGAGCGCGAGUCGGCUCCCGUCCUCGUUGAGCGCAUCAGCCGCUCGCUCGGCGCCGGUAUCGAGGGUGUCUUUGUUCCCAUCAUCCCGGCCCUCCUCGGCCUCUCGAUGGACAAGGGCCAACCCGUCCGCUCGGCCGUCACCUCUGCUCUCAAGGCGCUCAUCAAGGCGUCCCCUCCCGAGGCUACCCGCCCCAUCCUCGAUGUGCUUAUCCGCAGCCUCGACGAGUCCAAGGGAUGGCGCUCCAAGGUCUCGGCUCUCAAGGCCAUCGAGGAGCUUGUCAAGCCCGGCGCUGAGGAGUACAUUGGCGCCGAGCUCGGCCAUGCCAUCCCCGUCGUCGAGAUGGCCAUGCACGACACCAAGGCUGAGGUUUCCGCUGCUGCCAUCAAGUGUGCCACCACCCUCUGUGGCACUCUCCCCAACCCCGAUGUCCUCAAGCACGUCAAGCUUCUUGUCGACGCCAUGGCCUCGCCCCAGGCCGUGCCCGGCACCAUCAAGGGCCUGUCUUCGACGACCUUUGUCGCCGAGGUUACCGGCCCCACCCUUGCCGUUCUCGUGCCCCUCCUUACCCGUGCCCUCAAGGAGCGCUCGACCGACACGCAGCGCAUGACCUGCAUUGUCAUUGGAAACCUGGUCAAGCUCGUCCGUGACCCCACGGUCGCCGCCCGCUACCUCGGCACCCUCGUCACUGGUGUGGAGCAGAUUGCCACUGGCGCCGCCUUCCCCGAGAUCCGUGCCUUUGCCCAGACUGCCCUCGACAUCCUCCACGGCGCUGGUGCCUCGGCCACGGCUACUCCCCUGCCCCCUCGUGACAUUAUCCUCGGUGUCACUGACGCUCUCCACGUUAUUGCCAAGCACGUCGACGUUCCCGGCUUCCCCGAGUUCCCCUCGGUGCCUCUGUCCGUGUCGUUGCCCUCUAACCCUGUUGUUGCCCACGCGAUUGAGCACCAGGCCAACAUCAUUGCCGAUCUCGUUGACGCUCGUCGCUUUACCGCUUCCAUCUGGGAGGGCAAGGCUGUUACUUCCUUCUUCAAGCUUCUUUUGGGCGCCGAGGAGGGCACCAAGGCGGCUUCCGACAUUCGCCAGGCGUUCCUUGCUGCCGACCGCGCCAAGUACGCCACGAACGAGGAGGACGACGGCGAGGGCGGACCUCUUCUCUGCGACAUUCAGUUCUCGCUCGCCUACGGCGGUCUCCUUCUCCUCAACCACACCAACCUCAAGCUCCGCCGCGGACGCCGCUACGGUAUCUGUGCGGCCAAUGGUGCCGGAAAGUCGACUCUGAUGAAGGCUAUCCGUGACGGCAAGGUCGAGGGCUUCCCUUCGCAGGAUGAGCUUCGCUGCCUCAUGGUGGAGCACGCUCUCCAGGGCGAGGACACCUCCAUGGCGAUUGUUGAGUUCCUUCACUCGGACCCCAAGCUCAAGAGCCGCGCUCGCGAGGAGGUCGCCAAGAUGCUCCUUUCGGUCGGCUUCUCUGAGGAGAAGCAGCAGGACCCCGUUGCGUCGCUGUCGGGUGGCUGGAAGAUGAAGCUCGAGCUCGCCCGUGCCAUGCUUAUCGGUGCCGACCUCCUGCUCCUUGAUGAGCCUACCAACCACUUGGAUGUUCAGACUGUCGCCUGGCUCGAGGACUACCUCGUCAACCUCGACGUUACCUGCCUGAUCGUCUCGCACGACUCGGGCUUCCUUGACAACGUCACGACCGACAUUAUCCACUACGAGGAGAAGAAGCUCGUCUACUACCCCGGCAACCUGUCCAAGUUUGUCGAGAUGGUCCCUGCCGCCAAGUCUUACUACACUCUUGCCGCGACCUCGAUCAAGUUCACCUUCCCUCCUCCCGGCUCGCUUGUUGGUGUGCGCUCCAACACGCGUUCCAUCAUGAAGCUCGUCAACUGCACGUUCACCUACCCCGGCGCUUCCAAGCCGUCGCUCAAGAACGUGUCGUGCUCGCUCUCGCUCUCGUCGCGUGUCGGUAUCCUCGGCCCCAACGGUGCCGGCAAGUCGACCCUCAUCAAGCUGCUCACUGGCGAGACUGUUCCUCAGGAUGGUACCGUGUACAAGCACCCCGCGCUUCGUGUCGGUUACGUCGCUCAGCACGCCUUCCACCACAUCAACCUCCACCUCGAGAAGACUGCUGUCCAGUACAUCCAGUGGCGUUACCAGGACGGUCACGACCGUGAGAUGAUGGAGAAGGCUACCCGUGUCUUCACCGAGGAGGACUUGGCCAUGAUGGACAAGCCUAUCGCUGGCAAGAACGGCGAGCUUCGCAAGAUUGACUACAUCCUUGGUCGCCAGAAGCUCAAGAAGUCGUUCCAGUACGAGGUCAAGUUCAAGGGCUUUGACCACAAAUUCAACGCCUGGAUUCCUCGCGAUGUUCUUAUCGAGAAGGGCUUCCAGAAGCUCGUUGGCCAGUUUGACGACAUGGAGUCGUCUCGUGAGGGUGCCGGUAUGCGCGACACCUCGGCCAAGGCUGUCCGUGAGGUGCUCGAGGCCGUUGGUCUCGACGGCGACAUUGCCCAGUACAACGAGAUGUCUGGUCUCUCGGGUGGUCAGAAGGUCAAGGUGGUUAUUGCCGCCUCGAUGUUCAACCGUCCUCAGUGUCUCUUCCUCGACGAGCCUACCAACUUCUUGGACCGUGAGGCCCUCGGCGGUCUUUCUGUCGCCAUCAAGGAGUGGGGAGGUGCCGUUGUCAUCAUCUCGCACUCGCACGAGUUCGUCAACGCUCUGUGCCCCGAGAUCUGGAACGUCGACGCUGGUGAGCUCACCUCGAUCGGCAAGCGUGUCGUCGACGACGACCUGUUUGACGACCCGUCGCGUCCCGGUUCGCGCACGACCUCUACGCGCGGCACUCCCCGCACUGGCGCCGCCACCCCCAUCUCGGCCCUCGCCUCGGGCGUCAACAGCGCCCUCACGUCGGCCGCGCCCUCGACUGUCGGCUCGACCGUUACGUCGGCUGUCAACUCUGCCGACGAGGCCGAGGACAUUGCCAAGCUCGCCAAGCUCGCCCUCAAGCCCAAGAAGAAGAAGAAGCCUACCCGUAACGACCUGAAGGCGCAGGAGGAGCGCCGUAGGAUCCGCAAGCUCAACUGGCUUACCUACGGUGGCGAGCGCGAGCCUGACACUGAGGAGGAUUAG